Molecule: messenger RNA, 2604 nt
Organism: Eimeria mitis
Lineage: Eukaryota; Apicomplexa; Conoidasida; Eucoccidiorida; Eimeriidae
Biological process (GO): replication fork processing; DNA repair
Cellular component (GO): nuclear replication fork
Molecular function (GO): ATP-dependent chromatin remodeler activity; ATP binding
Source: RefSeq, a predicted model, not a curated record
AUGCUGCCUCACACUUCUAGGCAGGUACAGGACCCCUCCUCUGCUGCAAAUGCAGCAGUUGCUGCUACUGUUGCUGCCCAGAGCCGGCAGCAGCAGCACCAGCAGCAUCAGGAGCAGCAACACGUGCGGCCUGGGCAUUCGGAACCGCAGCAGUCCGACGGGCAGCUCAAGUCGCAACAGCAGCAGCAGCAUCAUGAGGGGGCGCACUGCAGAUCAGGCGUAGCUGCCGACAGUCUGUUGAGUUCAUUUGACAUGUUUGCCUUCAACGCUCCGAAGACACCCCAAAGAACGACCCCAAAAAAACCAGCACCUAGAGCAAAAGGAGGCAGUGGGCCCCACCGAGGCAGCACACCCGUGGCCAGCGGCAGUCGUUCCAGCAGCAGCAGCAGCAGCCGAAUGGCUGGCGGCAGCUGUGCAAGCAGGAGCAGUGGCCUGGGGAGCAGCAACGUUGACAACGCCGCAACUGGCGGCAGCUGCAGCAGCAACAACAACAGCAGCAGCAACAGCAGGACCAGUGCGAUUGAAUUGCAGAGGGAAUCAGAGCUAAGCCCUGGAGUACGUCUGUCUCUAGAGUGGCUGGAGGAAGCGGAAAGAAGACGGGGGCUGAGCAGCACAGAAGUUGCUGCUGCCUUCAGGUGUCCUCAAUGCCACCAGUUCACCAUGACCUUUCGCUCCGGCCGCUACGAAACCGGAAUGAUGCUGGCCUCAGCUCUUCCUCGCAUCAUUCAGACUGCCGCCCACGCAUAUGCAACACAGCAGCAACAGAAGCAGCAGCGGCUGCAGCAGCAACAGCAGCAGCGGCAGGAGCAGCAGCAAGAGGGCAACUGCAGCAUUCCUGACUUCUUGCGGCCUCUUUCUUGGUUGCCGCGGAGCGAUCGCAUAAAGGCUGAUGCGGCGCUGCUGCAGCAGUUCAGCGAUGCCGCCAUUGCGCAUGCAGUUGCUGUUGAGGACAGCGCUGUGUGUGGAUCAGAGGCAACAGGAGGUGCUGCUGCUGCUACCGCUGCUGCUGAUGAUGGGGUUGCUGCUGUGGAGGAUACAGUUGGUCGAAAUGCUGCUGCUAUUGGCUGCAGCGCUGCACCUGUUGCUGCAGCUGCUGCUGCAGCACGAGGCUCUGCGCAGGGGCGCGCUGGGAGUCGGGAUCGUCUGCGUUUUGUGGAUUGGUCUCGAGGGUUUCUGGAGGCCCCCACAGACGGGCUGAAGUACAACGAUGGCUGCGUCUUUCGCCUGUCAGCGUAUCCGUUUAUCUUACAAGCGGCGGCUUCUGUCUGCGGCUGGGCAGCGCUAACCCCCAUCCCUUCCCUCACCCUCCGCUUCUUCACUGAGGUGUGGGGGCCAGGAAAGUUCCUCGUUACUUCGAAGGAACGAGCGCUGAACGUUGCCUGGUGGCUGCUGCCUUCUCGGCUGCAGCAGCAUCUGCUGCCCUUCCAAUGGGAGGGAGUCGCUUACGCGCUGCAGCGGGGAGGUUGUGCGAUAAUAGGAGACGAAAUGGGGCUUGGCAAGACAGUGCAGGCCAUUGCAUGCAUUGCGGUGUACAGACAGUUCCCUUGUCUUAUAGUGGUUCCGGCGUCGAUGCGCUUGGCUUGGGCGGAUGCGCUGGAGGAGUGGCUGCCGGAGUACAGCGGGCCCCCGAAUCUUCGGGUUUUGUUUGCAAGUGGGGAUCGCCCGUCUCCUGGGGAGCAGCAUUUGAUUUGUUUGUCUUCUUUUGAGAUGGCCUCUCGGCUGUACGACACUCUCAAGGCUACGCAGUACAAACUUGUUAUAGUUGACGAGGCCCACAAGCUCAGGGGCCCUGCCGUCCCGCGACCCGCACCUUACACGGCCUCCGAGGCGUUGACGAGGCCCACAAGCUCAGGGGCCCUGCCGUCCCGCGACCCGCACCUUACACGGCCUCCGAGGCAGCAGCAGCAGCAGCUGCAGCAGCUGCAGCAGCAGCAACAGAGACAACUGCAACGGAAGGCGCAACACUUCCAGACACACGAAUCUGUGCACUUUUCAAUGCCUAACCAGUCCCAGCAGCAGCAGCAGCAGCAACAGCAGCAGCGGCAGCAGUCUGAGCUUUCUCCCCGAAAACGCAAAAACUGGAGGCCACCCGGUAGCGGCCAGGAGGUGAACAAGAAGGUCUUAGAUCUCGUAAAGGGCAGCCGCCACGCACUACUGCUCUCAGGCACUCCUUCGGUGAAGCUGCCCGCCGACCUGUUCCCCCUAGUCGAUGCGUUGCUGCCUCCGCUGGAGCAGGAGGCUGCGGUGGAAAGGAGGCAACAGCAGCUACAGCAGUGGGGGCAACUUGAACUGGCCGCUGCUGCGGCAGCGGCAGCCACAUUUGCCACUGCUACUGCUGCUGCUGCUGCUGCUGCUGUUCCAUCUGCCGAGGCAGAAACACCGGAGAAAGACGGAACAGAAAAGCCGGCCCAUACAGAAGGCGACGGCGCCUCCCGUGGGAUCGUCCGAUCCCCGUGGUCGGAGGCGACAGCGGCGUGGAGAACAGCUUCAGCAGCAGCAGCAGCAGCAGCAGCAGCAGCACGUGGUCGGAGGCGACAGCGGCGUGGAGAACAGCUUCAGCAGCAGCAGCAGCAGCAGCAGCAGCAGCAGCGUCAGCAAACAUAA